UUUACGGUGCCUAACGUGUAUAUUGUAAACAUUACGUAUUUGGUGAAAAAUUCGUUGUGAAAUAGCAGCCAAAAACUGCAUAAUGAGCCGAAUAUUGACCUACAUUUCGCGCGGAAUUCUGCUUAAUGCCAAACCAUUGCGAUGUGUUGUAUCACAUCAGCAAUUGUUCAGUACUACACCGCACGAAUCGUCACAUACCGACCAACCGGCGGAGUUCUACGACAUAAUCAUUGCCGGUGGUGGAAUGGUUGGAACCACAUUGGCGUGUUCAUUAGGUAAAAACCCUCGCCUCGCAGACCGAAAAAUUUUACUACUGGAAGCGGCCAGCGGUUUCAAGCAACCCGCAAUCGGUCAAUCAUCCUACAGCAACCGGGUAUCGGCGAUCAGUAAGGGAACGCAUCGUCUGAUGAAAACGAUCGGCGCAUGGCCACACAUCGAGGCUAGCCGGGUCAAACCGGUACUGAAAAUGCAGGUCUGGGAUGCCUGUUCCGAUGCGUUGAUCACGUUCAAUUACGACGAUAUGUCGGAAAACAUUUCCUGGAUAGUGGAGAACGAUGUGCUGCUGGGUAGCGUCUACCGGCAGCUGGACGGUGUCGAUACAGUGAAAAUUCGCUACUCGUCUAAGGUAGAGGAAUGCCACCUGAUUCGGGAUGGAGCGGCUGCCAGCACCGUUCGGUUGGCCAACGGCGAACGACUUAGCUGUGAGUUGCUGAUCGGAGCCGACGGAUACAACUCGCUGGUCCGCAAGACAAUGGCAGUCGACAAUUUCACGCUAAGCUACAAUCAGAUGGGAGUGGUUGCAACCCUCAAGCUUGGACCCGGAACGGCAAACAAUGUGACCGCUUGGCAGCGGUUUCUACCGACAGGCCCCAUAGCACUGUUGCCACUGAGCGAUGAUACGAGUUCCCUGGUUUGGUCGACCGAUGUUGCGGAAGCGAAACGGUUGCUGCAGUUGGACGAACAAUCGUUUGUCGCGGCUGUCAAUGAGGCUUUCAACAAAAUAUACCCUCGUAAGGGCAUAAUCGAUGAAGUAACGAAAAAUAUCACGUCACUCAUUUCAUCAUCCACUGGACAAAGAUUGGAACCGGCGCCGGUCGUCGAAUCCGUAGUCGAAAAGUCACGGGCUGCAUUCCCGCUAGGGCUUGGCCAUACCAGUACCUACGUCGGCCACGGCGUUUGCUUGGUUGGAGACGCUGCCCACCGGGUGCACCCGCUAGCUGGUCAAGGUGUAAAUCUGGGCUUCGGUGACGUUCAGUGUCUGACCGACACGUUGGCCGAAGCCAAUUACAGUGGAUUGGGAUUGAACAAUCUGUCUCAACUGGUGCGAUACGAACAGGAACGAUUGAAGCACAAUGUUCCUGUGCUGCUGACUACGCAUGGACUGCAGCAACUCUACACGACUGAUUUCGCGCCGAUCGUAGGAUUACGGAGUGUCGGACUUACCAUCACAAAUGCGUUACCCCCGCUCAAGAAAUUUUUAAUGAAUUAUGCCAUGUCCUAAUCUUGAUCGUCAAACAAAAUUUUUGUCGAGCAACGAGCUCUGGACGAGCCGAGUUGGAGUAUUUUAAGUGGCGCAGGUGAGUUUAAUCGUACGUGUUGCGAAAUGGGCCGACGAAGAAGGACAAUUGUAUGUAAUGGGCUACUGUUCUGAGCGUGAAAGUACGAAGCACAAGUCAUUUAUUGUUAGAUGAUAGUUAAAGGAAUUCGCAGGUAUUGGCUUUGUUGAA
Molecule: messenger RNA, 1727 nt
Organism: Malaya genurostris
Lineage: Eukaryota; Metazoa; Arthropoda; Insecta; Diptera; Culicidae
Gene: Coq6
Product: ubiquinone biosynthesis monooxygenase COQ6, mitochondrial
Exons: 6
Coding region: 83-1501 (472 amino acids)
Biological process (GO): ubiquinone biosynthetic process
Cellular component (GO): mitochondrion
Molecular function (GO): oxidoreductase activity, acting on paired donors, with incorporation or reduction of molecular oxygen, NAD(P)H as one donor, and incorporation of one atom of oxygen; FAD binding; 2-octaprenyl-6-methoxyphenol hydroxylase activity
Source: RefSeq, a predicted model, not a curated record